AUGCAACGCAAAAGUUACAAAAUCACCGUCUCACCAAAAGUCGUCACUUUACGACCAAAAGACACAUGUCUUUUCACAAUUGAAAUUUCACCGACGUAUUCCGGCGAUUUUAAAAGUUCUUUGACAUUGAGUUGGGUCUUUCUAAAACGCGGUGUUGAGUUGACUAAGAGAAUUCCACUCAUAUUUUCAACAGCACUUUCAACGUGGAUUGACGACAGUAGCAUCACAGACAUGAUUGAAAUAUGUCGAGGCUGUGUUGGAAUCAUUUUUAAAGCAACAUAUAAAGGGCGCACAGUGGCAGUGAAGAAGAUCAGACAAUUUAAAAAUGUCAAAGACGACGAGUUUACAACAGAAGUCGACAUGUUACAAAAGAUACGAAAUCCAAAUAUACCAGGAAAUAUUCUUGUUGUUGAAUUAAACAGUAUAAUUGAAGUCAACGCUAAACUUUCAGACUUUGGAAGUGCAAGAAACGUAAAUUUGUUAAUGUCAAAUUUGACAUUCACAAAGGACGUUGGAACACCAAAGUAUAUGGCGCCCGAGUUGUUGAAUGGACAGAAGUACUCAAUUGCUGCGGAUGUGUACUCACUUGGAAUUACUUUCUUUGAGGCAUUUACUUGGAAAGACGCUUUUGAAAACGUGAAAUACUUCUUUGAAAUUCCUGAGUUGAUUUCUAAAGGAAAGCGACCAGAUGACAAGUGUUUGAGUUAUAAAGAAAGACGUUUACUUGAAGAGAUGUGGGCACAAAAACGGAAAGAAAGAAUCACAAGCGAGGAAGUUGUGGAUGUCAUGCAAAAGAUGUUUGACAGAGUAAAUAAUUAA
This is a messenger RNA of Entamoeba invadens IP1, 819 nucleotides long. RefSeq names its product protein serine/threonine kinase, putative. Gene Ontology annotation, molecular function: protein kinase activity; ATP binding. NCBI's taxonomy places the organism in Eukaryota, Evosea, Mastigamoebida, Endamoebidae. The record is from RefSeq and is a predicted model, not a curated record. The coding region runs from base 1 to 819 and encodes 272 amino acids. Gene Ontology annotation, biological process: protein phosphorylation. The transcript has 2 exons.